UAACAUCUUUCCUAUUUUAAAUAUGGAAAGAUAUGACUCUUGGUGUAAGCAACUCACGAAAGAAGCAGAUGCGAAGUUCAAUCAGAUGAUUGAAAAAAACAUUUCCAACCGUUUGAAUCUCUUCAAGCCCUUAUUAUUGCCUAAAAAGAUUAAUGAUUCUGAUAUGAUAGUAGCUAAAACAGAUAGUAAAAGAUGUGAAUUGUUUGAUAUAAUGGAAGCAGUGAUAGAAUUUGAUCCAAAACAUUCAUUACCUAUUGACAUUAUGGGAUCUCAUAUACCAGUAGUUAAGGAAAGGGCAAAAUUAGAAUUAAGAGAUCCUGAAAUAUAUCGUGACAAA
Messenger RNA from Funneliformis mosseae, 337 nucleotides. The record is from the annotation of a GenBank genome assembly. Lineage: Eukaryota; Fungi; Glomeromycota; Glomeromycetes; Glomerales; Glomeraceae.